Mytilus trossulus (common blue mussel) is the source of this 1017-nucleotide messenger RNA. RefSeq names its product YTH domain-containing protein 1-like. Gene Ontology annotation, biological process: mRNA destabilization. Gene Ontology annotation, molecular function: mRNA binding. NCBI's taxonomy places the organism in Eukaryota, Metazoa, Mollusca, Bivalvia, Mytilida, Mytilidae. Gene Ontology annotation, cellular component: cytoplasm. The transcript is spliced from 3 exons. Bases 1 to 1017 code for a protein of 338 amino acids. The record is from RefSeq and is a predicted model, not a curated record.
AUGGAUGAUACAUUGCGCUCUUCACCUCUGGAUUUGAGUGAUUGCAGCAGCACUCCAACAGACUCUUUAACCUUACAACACAGCGUUCGCUUUUUAAUGUCGACAGUGAUAUUACUACAAGGACAAAUUGAUGAUGUUGGUGACGUUUUUACAGCGAAGAUAGAAAAGGACGUCAAUAUUCUUAACAAAGAAAGCUUUUCUGAUCACCUUACAAGGGAUAACAAGAAACGUUUGAAGCACCUCGAAAACGUAUUGCAAAACGCAGUUAUUUCAUCAACAGAAAGCCUUGCAAAAAUGAGAACAGCAUUAAAAGAAAUACAAAUAAUAUAUAGCAACAUAACUGAACCAAUGAUGAUGAAAACCCAACACAAAGAGUUAAAGGUUCAAGAUAAACAAAAGAUAAAAAUACCAGUUUCUCCAACAAGCGAAAGAGGCCAACAAAAGAAAUGCUGUUCCAACUCAGCCGAUCUUUUACAGCGUCAUAAAAAUACACACAAACAACACCAGACGCCGAACCACAGUUCUUCCGAUAAGUUAGUUCAUUAUUCAAAUCUGAAUGCUCCGGAUAUCACCACUAAAGCUGCAAGAUUUUUCGUUAUGAUUACCCGAAUAGAAGAUAGUAUUAACGAAUCGGUCCACACGAGCUUAUGGAGUAGUACGCCAAAUGAAAACAGAAGGCUAGAUAAAGCAUUCAAGGAAAGAGAUGGCAAAGGAUCCAUUUUUUUGUUCUUUAGGGUGAUUGGCAGUGAUCAAUUUUGUGGAAUGGCUCGUAUGCUCACGUCUAUUAACCACGACAUUGACAUUAAUGGCUGGAAGAAUGAUCGAUGCAGGGGACAUUUUCAUGUGGAAUGGAUAUAUUUGAAAAAUAUCCCAAAUAGAUAUUUUGAGCAUAUACACUUAGAAAAUAACAGAAAUAUGCCAUUAACAUAUUCCUUAGAAACCCAAGAGAUCCCAUAUAUCAAAGGAAAUCUUGCAUUUAAAAUAAUGCAAAAUUUUCGACUAUAUGAACCUUCUUAG